Molecule: messenger RNA, 359 nt
Organism: Polistes dominula (European paper wasp)
Lineage: Eukaryota; Metazoa; Arthropoda; Insecta; Hymenoptera; Vespidae
Gene: Inx7
Product: innexin 7
Biological process (GO): phototransduction
Cellular component (GO): gap junction; plasma membrane
Molecular function (GO): gap junction channel activity
Source: RefSeq, a predicted model, not a curated record
UUUUCAGAUUACAUUACAGAGUUACAUUUGUGGCUUUACUUCUUAGCAGUCUUUUGGUAUCUGCCAGACAAUACGUGGGUGAACACAUAAGGUGUAUAACAGAUACUGCGGUAAAUUUGAAAGUAAUAGAAACUUAUUGCUUCUUUACGUCUACUUUCACUGUGUCAAAACACAUGAACGCAUCGCACGUUAACGACGGAGAAAUACCACAUCCUGGUGUUGGUCCUGUUAGUAAAAAUGACGAGAUUGUUCAUCAUGCUUAUUAUCAAUGGGUACCAUUCGUUUUAUUUUUUCAAGCACUUUUAUUCUAUAUGCCACAUUAUUUGUGGCGUAGAGCUGAAGGUAUGAUAUAUAGAUAA